Myotis daubentonii (Daubenton's bat) is the source of this 1277-nucleotide messenger RNA. RefSeq names its product solute carrier family 35 member G6 (gene SLC35G6). The record is from RefSeq and is a predicted model, not a curated record. NCBI's taxonomy places the organism in Eukaryota, Metazoa, Chordata, Mammalia, Chiroptera, Vespertilionidae.
CUCCUUCCUCAUAGCUCCUGGCUGCUCCCCAUUCCCGCCCCCAGCACUUGCCAGCUGUCCUAGAGAAGGAACAAAUGACAUUCACCGUGGUGUGCCCAGAUGUCCCUGGAACCUGUGACAUCACAUAAACACAUAGCGUCAGAGGCCACCUCCUCUUCCUCAUACCAGCCGAGCGUCGCUGGCUCUUCCAUUUCUCCUCCCAGGAACAACUUACCCAGAGGAACAGUGCUCCAGGACUACUCACGCCCUGCUUCCUGCCGUAUUACCCCACUGCACUGCCUCAUCCAUCUUUCAGGCCCUUUCUCGCUCCCGAGUUCCUCAGCAAGACAGCCUGCCCCUCUACAGUCCACGGGUCCUAGACCCCAGCCUGACAUUUGCCCUGUCUCAGGUCCCCUGGACUAUGGCUGCCCUAAUGCCUGAGCGCUUUUCUCCCUAACAAGCUGGCACUCACUGCUCCUUCAACCUGCCAACUUCACCCAGUCAUCAUGGCUGGCCCUCCACUCCACCCAGACCCCCCCCGCCCCCCCCGCCCCCCCCCCCCGCCCCCGGCACCUGUACUGCCACCCACGAGUCUGCUUGUGGCCGGGCUGGGCCCCUUCUCCCAGGCGUCUUACCAGAUUUCCCACUUAUCCUUGCUGGAGCUACUCAUCUGUUGAUGCCUCUUCCACCUCCCCUUUGCUGGCCCCUGCCUGUAUGCCCUCACUCAGGUGAUGCCUGCUGGCAACACUGUCCUCGUCCACAAAAGUUUUUCCAUCAUCUGCUCUGUUUUCCUCACCCUCUGUCUCGAGCGCCAGGGUCUCAGUCACCCGGACUGGUAUGGCCUAGUGGGCAGCUCCGUGGGACUCAUCAUCAUUGUGGGACCUGGACUAGGGAUACCUGAGGGGACGAAGGGCCUCUGCAUGGCUCUGAGCUAUGUGCUCGCUUUUCUGGGCGGCCUGGCACUAUCGCUGGGGCUUCCCCUCCUGCCUGCCAACAGUGCCUUCCUGUUCGGCUUGAUGGACCCGGUGGGCUGUGUACCAGGCUUUCUCCUUUCCCCUGCUGCCCAUUGAUCCUCUCCUCUGAGCUGGAGCUGUGUGAGGGCAGUGGUGAUCUUUGCUCUGGCCUUGUGUGUGAGCUAUUCGGUCACCAAGGUCCACCCUGCCCUGGUGUGCACUAUCCUGCACUCUGAGGAGGUGGUGGCCCCCGCGAUGCUGCAGUAUUGGGUGCUCUAUGAGACUGUGGCACUUUUUCAUUUAUUUUCUAUUUAUUUAUUAUUUUUAAAAAUAUGUUUUUAUUGA